This is a messenger RNA of Malus domestica (apple), 4407 nucleotides long. RefSeq names its product 1-aminocyclopropane-1-carboxylate synthase 7. The record is from RefSeq and is a predicted model, not a curated record. Gene Ontology annotation, biological process: biosynthetic process; amino acid metabolic process. Lineage: Eukaryota; Viridiplantae; Streptophyta; Magnoliopsida; Rosales; Rosaceae. Gene Ontology annotation, molecular function: pyridoxal phosphate binding; transaminase activity.
UUUUUUCUUGUUUAAUUAAUUAAUUGAUUAAAUUAGGGUUAGGGCUACAGUGAUGCUGCAAAAAGGCCAUCCGCGACAGUACAGACCGUUGAGUUGUUCCAUGUAAAGCCAAUUGAUAUCCCCCACAGCCUUUUUCCUUGUUUAAUAAAGCAAUUAAUUAAUUAAAUUAGGGUUAGGACUACAGUAGAGGUCGCACUUGGUGCGAUGGCAAGUGUCUUCGCACAUGAGCGGUAGGUCUCGGGUUUGAGACUUGAGAGCAGCCUCUCCAUAAAUGGGGGUAAGGUUAGCCGACAUUCACCUCUCCCAGACCCUGCGUAAAGCGGGAGCCUUGUGCACUGGGUACGACCUAGGGUUAGGACUACAGUGAUGCUGCAAAAUGGCCAUCUGGGACCGUACAGACUGUGGAGAAGUUCCUUGUAAAGCCAAUUGGUCUGUCCUUUUCAUACGCGUCCUAAUUUCUUGUGUGCUUCCAUUCUCCAUUUCAUGACAUUUUCCACAGUUGGAAUGCACUUAAAAAUGUGAAAACUUUCUCAGCAAUGAGCUUCUAACAGCUUCUUAAUUAGUUCCUAAUCCAUUAACUUUAUAGUUGAUAACUUGAUGCAAAUAAGAAUACAACUUUCACUUCCAUACAUAAAGCGCACAUGAAGACUUGAAGUGUUCUAGCUCUUUGCUUCCAAUAAUUUUCUUCUUAACAUGUCAAUAAUUUUGUUAAUCAAUAAUUGGCACCAUCCCUUUUCUCACUUACAUAUUGAGCAUGAAUCAUGCUCUUGAAAGUUUUCACAUAACCUAUAACAAUAUUUUACUUGGAAUGUAAUACUUCUUGUGGUCCUUGAAGGUUCAUUUUCUAAUUUUUUCUGUUGUACAACCAAUAAUUUUACCUGUUUGCUAAAUUAAUAGCUGAUUUGGACUUGAGAAAUGCUAAGGGGACUCUCUCAAAAGUGGGACUUUCCAUGAACUCUCUAUAACCUCACGAUUUAACAUCAAUACUCGUGCCAACAUUAUAAAACAUUGUGUCAAGAACAUGAGGUGACAAAGAGUUCAUAGAGAGUCAUCUUAGCAUUUAUCUUUGGAUUUACUUACAAAGAAUAGGAAUUAUAGUUCUUAUAAAUUUCUGAGUUCCAGGCAUUUAUUAAAAUAUGUUAACUAUUUCCUAUGUUUUCUAAUACAUGAAAUCAGAAGAGUGUACAUUUUCUCUUAAAAUCCAUAAUCAAUAGAAGGACUAGUUGAUUUGAUACCUUUCUUUAAUUUCCCUAUAUUUUAAGUCAUACUGCCAUUUCUAUUAAGUUAACAUAUCCAAGAUGAAAAGCACCUUCCACUGAAAGAAGUGUAAUUACCCAUGAUCUCAAUUAAUCUAAUUGCCAUAUGCACAUAUAAUUGAAGCUCCAUAACUGCUGUAGACUUUUUGGUUGAUACUUGUCUCUCCCUUACAGGCUGAAGUGGCCGAUCGAUCGAGUAGUCGUCAUCUCAUCACUCAUUCCAUUCACGUUCUCUCUCUGCUGUAUGCAUUAGGAUUCCAUCUAUUAAUUGCAAAGCUAGAUGCUGACCUCUUGCACAUGGAUUUUCACCAUAUUGAGCCCCAAAAACCAUAUAUUUCCCCUUAUUGUUUUGCCACUAAAACCAUUUUGUCGGCACAAAUACACGCAUAAAGACAUGCAGGCAAAUACAUUGUCCUAUAAAAAAUAACACAUACUUCUUUAGAGAAUUAAAUUAGAUCAUGAGAUUAUUAUUGAUUUAAACCUCAAAACCCUAGUUAUAUAUUUUGUUGCUAGGAAUUAAUACAUAUGAGUGUGUGAUGUGUGGGGUCUGCAGAGAUCUUCAUGGAGCUUUCAAUUAUAUGCAGUCCUAGCUAAUUUGCACACAAAUCAGAAUCUUAAUCUUGUGAAAAUUGGUAUCUUUGUCCGGCAAUCAAACUUAACCACUCUUAGAUCUCUUCAAAUAAUAAUUUUUAGGCUUUUCAGCCAAAAUGGCUUAUGAGUUGGCAUACUUUGGUUCUUGAGAUUUAAAAUUGAUAGAAUUGGUCCCUAAUUUUGUAACCCUCAAUCAUUUUAAUCAUUCCGUGAAAAAAAAAUAUCUUUUAAAUAAGGAAAAAAUGACAAAAAUACUCUUAAUUUUUUGUCUAAUCAUUUUGGUCCUUUUUAACAGAGAUUUUUUUCAUGAAAGGACCAAAAUGAUUGACGGUGGACAAACACAUUGACCACUUCUAUCGAUUUCAAAUCUCAUGGACCAAAGUGAGAGUUAUGCCAAUCUUAUAGACUAUUUUGGCUAAAGUACCUAAUUUUUACAAGCAUUUUAAUUUCAAGCAUCAUUUGGGAUUUAGGGUUUGCUCAGCAAGGAUUUGAUUUGUCAUAGGUUGGGAAGUGUACAUUAGGAUUUGUAGAGAGAGAGAGAGAGAGAGAGAGAGAGAGAGAGAGAGAGAGAAACCUAACCAUAUAUUCUGUACCUAUUCUUAAUCUGAUCUUAGGAAAAUUAAGAUAUAAGAAUGCUUUGAGAGCAUAGCAUAAAAUUAUUGACGGUUGUUGGGUACAUGUAGGUGAUGAGAUAAAAACUACUUUGAUGUAUGUAAAAUGCCAGCUUUGAUAUACUCUUGCUUAUGUCACAGAAUCAAUGAUUGAUUCUUCUUCUUUCUGCUUAUUUCUCAAUAAAACAGGCAAGUUGAGAGGAACUUUUUUGUUCAUUAUUUUUUAUGCCAUUGCUCUCCAAACAGUUCCUAUAUAUAAGUGGGUGAAUUCAAAGGUUUUUCAUUCAAACCAUUCUCAUUCAACUCUCCUCUCUCUCUCUCUCUCUCUCUCUGAGUCAUAACUACAGCUUUCUUGAAGGCCAAAGUGCUUUUAUAAGAAAGCUAGAUAUGGCUAUAGAGAUUAAGCAGCAGCAGCCUUCUGUUGGGCUAUCAAAAAUAGCUGUUUCUGAUACUCAUGGAGAAGACUCUCCAUACUUUGCAGGAUGGAAAGCUUAUGAUCAAAACCCUUAUCAUGAAUCAAGCAAUCCAUCUGGAGUCAUACAGAUGGGACUAGCUGAAAACCAAGUUUCGUUUGAUCUGUUGGAAAAGUACUUGGAAGAAAAUUCAGAAGCCUCCAACUGGGGUUCAAAGGGAUCAAAAGGAGUGUCUGGCUUUAGAGAAAAUGCCUUGUUUCAAGACUACCAUGGGCUUUUGUCUUUUAGAAAGGCAAUGGCAAGUUUUAUGGAGCAAAUUAGAGGAGGAAGAGCGAAAAUUGACCCUGCUAGAGUAGUCUUAACAGCAGGUGCAACUGCAGCCAAUGAGCUGUUGACUUUCAUCAUAGCUGAUCCUGGUGAUGCUUUGCUUGUUCCAACACCAUACUAUCCAGGAUUUGAUAGAGAUUUGAGGUGGAGGACUGGUGUGAACAUUGUGCCAAUCCACUGUGAAAGCUCAAACAAGUUCCAGAUUACUCCAGAAGCGUUAGAAGCUGCACACAAAGAGGCAGAAGACAAGAACAUGAGAGUGAGAGGGGUACUAAUCACAAAUCCAUCAAACCCACUUGGUGCAACAAUCCAAAGGGCAGUCCUUGAACAGAUUCUUGAUUUCGUCACAAAAAAAAACAUCCAUCUCGUUUCUGAUGAAAUCUACUCAGGAUCCGCCUUCUCAUCCUCCGAAUUCAUUAGUGUGGCAGAAAUUCUUGAAGACAGGCAGUACAAGGAUGCAGAAAGAGUCCACAUUGUUUAUAGUCUAUCCAAAGAUCUUGGCCUUCCAGGUUUUCGAGUUGGCACCGUGUACUCUUACAAUGAUAAGGUUGUGACAACAGCAAGAAGGAUGUCAAGCUUCACCCUAAUAUCUUCUCAAACACAACAUCUCUUGGCUUCCAUGUUAUCUGACAAGGAAUUCACUGAAAAUUACAUAAAUACAAACAGAGAGAGACUGAGGAAGAGAUAUGAUAUGAUCGUCGAGGGUUUGAAGAAAUCGGGGAUCGAGUGUUUGAAAGGAAAUGCUGGGUUGUUUUGCUGGAUGAAUUUAAGUCCAUUUUUGGAUGAACCUACAAGAGAAGGUGAACUGACUCUUUGGGAUUCCAUGCUGCAUGAAGUGAAGCUAAAUAUAUCUCCAGGUUCUUCUUGUCAUUGCUCUGAGCCAGGUUGGUUCAGGGUGUGCUUUGCCAACAUGAGUGAGCAGACACUUGGGAUUGCAUUGACAAGAAUACAUAAUUUCAUGGAAAAGAAAGAGAGGGCUAGCUAAAAUUAUAUUUUCCUCUCUUUUAUCUUCCUUUUUUUCAGUGGUUCUAACCAUUUUUUAUUAUUUUGGAGGACAAAACCCAAUUUAAGAAUUGGAUUUGUCUCUCUACAUAUAUAUAUACUGUAGGUUUGAUUAAAUUGUGUAACAAUUCCAUCUUGUUUUCUUGCUUGAAAAAGCAAGUUUUACACAUUCAACUUGUAUAAUCGAUGGAUAUAUAUAUUUUUAUU